GCCAGCCGAGCCCCCCGGAGCUGCGCAGAGCGAGCCAGCCGAGCCUUUUGGCGCCCCCUCCUCUUAAAAGCCCACCCCGCCUUGCGAGAGAAGCCCACCGCCCACCCCGGCGGCCAGGAACGUCAGCGGCGCCUGCUGCUCCCCGCUCUCUUCCAGCGGAGGUAUUCACACCUACGACGCUAUCCAACCGGAUUCUUCAACCAUCCUGAGCUGUCACAGCCUCUACGAAGGCCAAUGUUUAAUGUCGUGGGUGAGAGGGUUUUGGCUCCUGUGCUGAGAUGAUCCCUCUGUGCUCCUCCCGCCUGCACCACCAUGGAUGCUUCCUCUAACUCCUCCUCCUCUUCCUCCUCCUCCCACUCUUCCGCUGCUGUCCCCCCGGCAGACGGACAGGAUGACCGGGCCGUGGUUCGGCCUGCUCAGGGCUCUCCUGCCUUGCCGCCCACCAAAGAACCCCCCCUCUGGGACCCCUCCCCUUCCCCCUCGCCCCGUCCCGAUGAUAUCAUGAGACCCUGCGCCAGUGCCCAAGCCGCCGCACUCAGCUUGGCCAAGUUCCCUGCCACCGUCCCAUCUACCCCACAGCUCCAAACGGACCCCAGCCAGUCCUUGCCAAAUCCUUCCCCUUUCCCUCUAGGCCUGCCGCUGGCUGAAGAUGGGGUCCAGCUGGAAGACCACAGAGAUGAGGACGGUGGGCGCGAGGCCCAGCUUUUUUUUGCCGCUGACGGUUCGGCGUACCUCCUCGCCAGCGGCCACGUUCUCUUACCAAAGGGCUCCCCCGUCAGCUCCACUCCUCAAGUGUCCAUUCUCCACAUUCAGGACAGUGGAGGUCCUAACCAAGGCUUUAUGUCUGUUGACCAAAUGUCCCAGAAUACCUCAGCGCCAGGCGAGGUGACUCCUCAAGGCGCCUUCUACAGUUACCGACUGGCCGGGGCCCCAGCUCAAAAUACGCCUGCCAAAAACGCUACCACCAAAUCCAAAGAUGCCCCCACCGCCCCCAUGGAGAAUGAGGAGGCCACUCGUGGCCGAGACAAGGUGAUGCCAGGAGGCCCCGUGUGGCUCUGCCUGACAUGCCGCCUCUCGUUCAACCAGGGCCGCACCUUGGUGUCUCAUGCCCGUACAGAACACGGUGUGCAGCUCUGCAAUGAGAAAUGCCAGGCCUUGGAUGGAGGGGCUUCGGCUGUGUUCCAGGGCACCGACCUUGGCUUCCUAGAACCAAAUAACCCCACCACCGAGGCAGACCUCAAUGCCAGAAUGUGUAGCAGAUGGGUGAAUGUAAAAGAGGAGGAGGAGGAGGAGGAAGAAGAAGAAGAAGAGGAGGAAAAUGAGAACAAGACAAGAAGCCCAGAAAGACGAUGCGAGCCAUCAGAUACCAAAGAUUCAAGGGUCGGCGGCACGCACUGGGCAAAUGGUUCCAUGGAGGAGAAACCAGAAAGGGAGGAGGAGGAGGAGGAGGUGGCACAAGUGGAUGAAAAGAAGGAAGAGAAGGAACUGCUUCCAGACCAAAGUUCACCAGAUACAUCAAGCGCACCCUUGGCUGCUAACGCCCCUCGCUCAGAGACACCACUGACCAACGCCCCAAAUUCUGACUAUACAGGGCCACCCCAGGAAGAUGUCAACAAGGACAAGACCAACCACAAGAUCCUGAAGGAAAGACUAAUGCACGAGGUCCCUUGCGUGGACCUAGCGGCUGACGCCAGGGCUGAGUCCAUUCCCAAAGCCGACAGCAUUCCCAAUGAUUCUCCCCAGACGUGUGUUGGGCCGUCCCAUGACAUCAGUGCCACUGACUUGGCGGACAGCUUGAGCAGUGUAGGGACAGCCAACGAAGCAAUGACGGCCGGGUUUGAGGUCAACAACGGGCUUGGGAACAACGGCCACAAUGUUGUCGGAGGAGCCUCACUUAGCUUCGGGGAAGAUUUUACAGCGAUGGCGUACUCGGGAUUGACUCUGUCAGGCCACAUGUCACUGCUGCACUCGCGCAACUCCUGCAAGACGCUCAAAUGUCCCAAAUGCAACUGGCAUUAUAAGUACCAGCAGACCCUGGACGUCCACAUGAAGGAGAAACAUCCAGAGAACAACAGCCACUGCGCCUAUUGUAGCACGGGUGGUCCCCAUCCACGCCUGGCCCGUGGUGAGAGCUACAACUGUGGUUACAAACCCUACCGUUGUGAGGCCUGCAAUUACUCCACCACUACUAAGGGCAACCUCAGCAUCCACAUGCAGUCUGACAAACACCUGGCCAACCUACAAGGCUAUCAGGCUACGGGAGGAAGCGGGCCACCAGUGCCUCCCCCUGUGGCACCUUCCCCAUCCUCCCCUGAGGAGAAGGAAUCCAAGGGCAAGUCGUCCUGGCAAUGCAAAGUGUGCAGUUACGAGACCAACAUCUCCCGUAACUUACGGAUCCACAUGACAUCUGAGAAGCACAUGCAGAACAUGCUGUUGCUCCAUCAAGGGUUGCCACUGACCUUGCCGGGGCUUCUGGGACAACCGCAGACCCCUUCAGGAGGCAAGGCUCAGCCUGACCUCUUCCCGUUCUAUGGGGCGCAGGCUCUAGGCCAUGCCCACCACUCACAUCCCCACCAGGUCCAUGCGGGGAGCAACCUGCCUCUGCGGGCAGACAAGCCCAUGGAACAACCUCAACUCUUGCUCAAUGGAGGCUUCCAACAUCUCAGCGCAGCGGGGCGGAAGAUGGCUACCUUGGGGACAGCCCCCGCCUCUCUCUCUCCUGAACCCGCUCCCCCUUCCUCACCACCAGCCCAGUCUGGACCUGACCUGCUGACCCCGCAGAGAUUGUUCAGCUGUCUGGUGUGCCAAGUCUUCAGCACUGACAGUCUGGAUAGCCUCCUGCGGCACGCUUCCAUCCCGCGUUCCCUGCCGGAGGUGGAAUGGAAGGAAAUCUCCGGUGACUUGCACCGUUGUCGGCUCUGCGCUUACGGCACCCAACUGAAAGCCAACUUCCAGCUUCACCUGAAGACCGACAAGCAUGCUUUGAAGUACCAGCUGGCCGCUCACCUGCGGGAAGGGGGUAGCUUGGUCGCCCACCUGGGGGUGGAGCUGCCCCUGGGACCGCCUCUACAUCUCCACUGCAACCUGUGUGAAUACGAGACCAACAGCAAGGAGAAAAUCCAGCUUCACGUUGCCGGCACCGGCCACCAGGAAGCUCUGCAAGGUUAUAAGUUGCUUCUGGAAAUGGAGACCACCUCGGCACCCCCGCCCACCUCUGAACCCGCGCAGUUCCGCUGCCUCCUGUGUAAUGUCGAUUCGCCCAGCCGCCUGGCCAUGAUCCAGCACCUCCGCUCACCCCACCACCGUGAGGCUCAUGGCCAGUGGCGCCUCCAGCUACUCCAGAAUGGCGAAGGCACUUUGGGCCUUGAAAGAUACGUCUGUUUUGUACCCGCCAACGCUGCAGGGGAAGAAUCUCUCCCGGAUAGCUUAACACCUGAAAAAGAAAAGCAGAAUAAAGUAUGGAUAUCUGUUUGCGAUGAGACCGAAGCGGCAGCAGCUGGAAGUGUGGGGGACACUACGGUCUUCUGCUGCCCCUACUGCAACUACGUCGACCAAUCGGCCGAAGCCGUGCGGGCACACACCAUCUCCCAACAUGCCGUGCAGCCCAAGUUUCACUGCCCGCUGUGCCAGGAGCAGCUGGUCGGCCGGGCCAACCUCCACUUCCAUCUCAGCCACGUCCACAACGUGGUGCCCGAAUGCGUGGAGAAGCUGCUGGUGGUGGCCACUACGGUUGAAAUGACCUUUGCCACCAAGGUUGUUUCUGGCGUCCCUCUCCCGCCUGACCCACCCAAACCAGGUGGGAUUCUCGGCGUAGAGCAAGCGGCCGGACCGGAUGCACCAAGCCCCUUUAUUGCACCAGCCAUAGAGGAGAAAGCCUCCUCACCACCGGUACUUUCCCCCGAAAUGCCUCCACCUUCUGUCACCGCCUCCCCACCUCCUAAGGAGCAGCUGGAAAAGCCACUUCCUGACUCUCCCCCCACUCCUCCUCCUCCUCCUCCCCUCCCUCCGGCUGUCACUCCUCAAGAGCCGGAAGAGGACGAGCCUUUGCAUCCAAACGUUGCCCCCGAAGAGCAGCAGCCACCAGCAUCUGUCCUCGUGGAACCCCCCGAGGCCUCUCCACCCGUCCUGCUUAAUCCGGAUUCCCGGCACCCACUGUCCUACCGCAAGGCCACUAAUUUCGCCUUGGACAAAUUCUUGGAUCCUGCCCGUCCCUAUAAGUGCACCGUUUGCAAAGAGUCCUUCACCCAGAAGAACAUCCUGCUGGUGCAUUAUAAUUCGGUUUCCCACCUCCACAAGAUGAAAAAGGCCUCGGCUGACCCGUCCGUGUCCUCUCGGGGGGAACCCGGCACCUCCGGGGCUCUCCAGCCCUCUUCGGACAAACCUUACAAGUGUACCACUUGCCGGGUCUCUUACAACCAGAGUUCCACCUUGGAGAUCCACAUGCGCUCCGUGUUGCACCAGACUCGCUCCCGCGUGGCCAAGAUGGAAGCUGCGGGCAAGGCAGACGUGUCCCCCACUGAACUGGAGCCCUCCAACGAGACCUGUCUGGAAAGCGAGACCCCCAGCUGUGUUCAGGUGCCCACCCUCCCAUUUCUCACUCCGCCCACGGCAGAACUAUCCCGCUUCCCUACACCCCUUUUCACCCCACCACUGCUGCCCCCCUUUCCUCUGGUGCCGGAGUCCCUUCUGAAACUUCAACAACAACAGCAACAGCUACUGCUCCCUUUUUACUUACAUGAUCUGAAGGUGGCCCCCAAGUUGGCUUUAGCCACACCAACCCUGACCCUUCCCACCCCAUCGCCUAUUCUGCUUCCAACUCUGCCCCCCAAAGAAGAAGUGGCCCCCACAGCCACCGCGAGUAGCUCCAAGGCAGAGGCAGCCGAAGAGACCGAAGGCGAAGAAGUAGAGGGAAGUCAAGCAGGGAGUGAGGUUUCUCGCACAGCGGCCAAAGCCCUCCUGGAGAAUUUCGGCUUUGAAUUAGUGAUCCAGUACAACGAGGGUAAACAAGCUGCCACCGUGCCACCUACUGUGCCCCUGCGCCCCCCCGUGGGCAAGCUGCAAUGCGGCACUUGUGGGAAACAGUUCUCCAACAUGCUCAUCCUGAAAACCCACGAGGAGCAUGUGCACAGGCGGUUCCUGCCCUUUGAGGCGCUCAAUCGCUACGCUGCACAGUUCCGGAAAAGUUACGACAGUAUGUAUCCUCCGCCGCCGCCUGCGCUCCCAAUUGAGACAACUGUGGUCACCACUACUCCGGCGGCAGCAGUUUCAACCGUCACCACCGCCGUCAUGGAGAACACCACCAUCACUGUGACGCAAUCAUCCAUGCCGCUGGAGAUUCCCUCUCUCUGUCCUCCAUUUUUGAUGCAACCCUUGCCAGUGGUCGUGCCCCCACCAGAAAAUGAGACUUCCUGUGUACCUCCCGAAUGUCUGAAGUCUCUCUGGUUUCGAGGGGAGGAAGAGGAAGGCAAGAGCGCAUCGUUGGGAGUCCCGGAUCUUCCCCGCGGGGGUUUCCCUUCAACCCGACGUUUCUCUCGUACCAAAUUCACCGAGUUCCAAUCUCAGGCUCUGCAGUCCUUCUUUGAAUCGAGCGCUUAUCCCAAAGAUGGCGAGGUGGAGCGUCUGUCUGCCCUUUUGGGGCUGCCCAACCGGGUCAUCGUGGUCUGGUUCCAAAACGCACGCCAGAAAGCCCGAAAGAGUGGCGGGAAUGAAGCGAGCAUGGGCAAUAGCGGAAAUGCCGCAGUGCAGCCAUCUUGUAAAAAAUGCCGGAUGGCCUUCCGCUGCAUCUUUGAGCUGGUGCGCCACCUAAAGAAGUGUUACAAUGAUCAACUGGAUGAAGUGGAAGGAGAUGAGGAAGAGAAUGAAGGGCCUGAGGAGGAGGAGCAGGAGGAGGAAGAGGAAGGGGACGAGAAACGAGAAAUCUUGAGACCUGGUGUGGAUGUGAAGACGGAUGGUGCUGGAGACAAACCCGUGGAAGAAGAGCAGCCCACCACCUCUGUACCCCCAGAUAUCUCCAAGAACCAUCCCUGUGAUCAGUGCACCGCUGUAUUCUCAAGCAGCGACCUCCUCAAUAUCCACCGCAUUAGUCAUCUGCCAGCAGCUGGUCCUCCUUUGGCUUCGGCAGGUCCCCAACCUCCCAUUGACAUGACUUCCUUAGCAUUUGGCGACCGCCUGGUCCAACCGGAUCCUUCCCGUGCACAGAAGCGAAAACACGAAGAUGGGACCUUGUCUCCCACUGGAAGUGAAACAGCCAGUGUUGCCGGGGCAGAUAACGAACCCCCCAGAGACAAGCGUCUGCGUACCACCAUUUUGCCCGAGCAACUGGAGAUUCUCUACCGCUGGUACAUGCAAGACUCAAACCCCACCCGGAAAAUGCUCGACUGCAUCUCCGAAGAAGUUGGGCUGAAAAAGAGAGUUGUCCAGGUGUGGUUCCAGAAUACAAGAGCCCGUGAGCGAAAGGGCCAGUUUCGGUGUAAUACCAGUGCUACCACCCCAACCAGUAAGCCCCCACCAGCACAACUUAACACUUUCCCAAAGUUCAACCCUCCACCACGGGACACCCCUGUUCAUUAUGGUGGAUCCUUCACACCCAACCUCUCUGUGAUUAACCUCCAACCUCUUCUAACUAAGCCAGAUGUUGUCAUGGAACCACAAAUCCAGGAAGAAAUGACCGAAGAAGAAUUAUCUAAGGAGCACGAAGACCGAAGCUUGUCUGGAGGAGAGCUGAGUGAUUCUUCCUCCUCUUCCUCCUCGGCUGACCUGGACUUCUCUGGCGGCCAGAGGAAUCGAAUGAUGGAUGGAGGUUGCGGAGAGUAUCAUGAUUCUCUGGGGCAGAGACGGUAUCGUACCCAGAUGUCCAGCGUCCAGCUGAAGAUCAUGAAGGCAUGUUAUGAGGUCUACCGUACUCCGACCAUGCAGGAGUGCGAGGUGCUGGGGGAGGAGAUAGGACUCCCCAAAAGAGUGAUUCAGGUGUGGUUUCAGAAUGCACGGGCGAAAGAGAAAAAGGCCAAGGCUGCCUCCGGCGGGACCAGUGGCGGUGAUGAGGCCCCCUCCGCUGCUCAGGCUCAAUCUGAAUGCCGCUACUGUGAAGUCAAGUACGAUUUCUACGUCUCUUGCCGUGGGCACCUCUUUUCUCGCGGCCACCUAGCUCGGCUAAAGGAGGCCAUCAGAUCCCAGCUCAAGAGCGAGAGCAAGUGCUACGAGCUGGUGUCGGACAAAGGAGCACCCUCCCCAACCAGGCUGGGAGUGCCGGUGACUCCUACAGCCAUGCCAUCUUCUCUUGGGACCAAGCCCCCUUUUGUGCCAGGCACGGCUGCUUCCUCCGCGGGGAUCCUGAGCUCCCCUUUGGCCACCUCCCAGCCAGGCCUCUCCUUACCUCAGCAUCUGCCACCAGAAUCUGGCCAGGUUGGCCCCUUAACUGAGCCUGCUCCUGCUCCCGAGACCUCUCCCAGUGACAGUCAGGCUGAACCGAAUUCAAAUCCAGCCCAGGAAUCCUCCUUGUCCUCCACUGCCACGCUGAAGAACCUCAAGACGUUGAAGGCUGCGGUGCCGACCCUGCUUGGAGGCCAGUUCCUGCCCUUCCCGUUGCCAGCAGCGGCUACUGCAGCAGCAGCCGCCCCCUCUCUUUUCGGAGCGCAACUGCCCGGGGCUUAUUUUCAGCAGCUCUACGGCAUGAAGAAGGGGCUGUUCCCCAUGAACCCCGUCAUACCUCAGACACUUAUGGGGCUGCUGCCCACCCCUUUGCUCCCAACACCCACACCUGAGCCCCCCGUUGAGGUGUCCGAGGCCCCCGGCAUCUCUACAGUCGACGUGACCCAUCAGUACCUUUGUCGCCAGUGCAAGGCCGCCUUCGAGAGCGAGGGGCCAGCCGUCGCCCAUCAAGCCGCACUCUGCUACUUCGGGCGCCAGGCACCGCCGCCUCCACUGCGCGUGCCCGUGUGCACCUACCACUGCCUGGCUUGCGAGGUGCUCGUGAGUGGCCGGGAGGCACUGGGAGCCCACCUGCGCUCCAGCGCUCACCGGCGUAAGGCCAGCUCCACCACAGCAACCGCAUCGGUGUUUGCCAAAGAGGAAUCCAAAUUACCUCACUCGGACUCCAAUCCAAAAAGUAACGCUACCUCUACGACACUACUAGCUUUAUAGAGAUGGAUGCUGUACUGCCAUCAAUGGAGAGAGAUUGACUAGCGAACAGACCUGUGGGUGGGUGGACGCCCACAAGGGCCACCCCUCUGCUUCCACCCAACAGUCCUCCUUCAAGGUCCAUUUCAGACCCAGGUUCCCCCCAUUUCUCACUGCCAGCCAGCUGACUUCAAAGGGCCCAAGUCCCCACCCCAGUUUUUAUCCUGCUUCCACAGAAUAACCAGAGGCCGAGCCAAACGGCAACCCGUCCAUUGGUGGAAGCCUUGGUGGUCCUUACCAAGUUUGAUCUUCUCUAAGAGGGUACCCAACUCAACACUGGCUGUUGCAGACGUUCUCCUAGCUUUUCUUCACACUGAGCGGUUCUGCCCUUCCUCCCAUUCAGGCAUCUCCCUAAGAACCCAUUGAUGGUUAAUGCCCUACCUUGCCCCGCCCCCCGCCCCCCGCCCCUCUCCCGGAUCACGAGAUCCUGUGGCCAGAUCCAACGAGAUUGGCAGCUCAUGACCUCUUCCAGAAUCCCUACCCAACUAUUUCUGUACUCCUGAGUCUUCCGCCUCCUGUACUACUGACAGGUCCCCUCUGCAUCUUCAACCACCUUCCUACCUGCCAGGAACAUCUCAAGAAGAUGCCUCCUAAAAUUUUAAUGUCUUUUGAUGAUGCUGAGAAGUUCCCCCCCCCCCACUCCUUUAUAAUAUCAAAACUAUGUCACCCCCUCUUCAUAUUGGGGUACCAAAGUUCUUCACCCACGUGUCCCAUAACUCCUGUUCCCCCAGCUGCAGGUGGCUCCAAACCUUCCUUCAACCCACCUGCGCUACCAUCUAUCUGACCUCUUCCACCCACCCCGUUGAAGACAGUUUCUGGCCAAUCUUGACGUCCAUCCUACACUCACAAGUCUCCUCUCUCUCUCUCUCUCACACACACACACACACACAUACUUACACACCUCGCAUCCUCCACCCCUUCUUCUCUUAACACUUAACCUUCCGCUCUUUUUACUGUGUUACCGACUGAAAAAAAAAAAAAGGCCAAAAAUGAAAAAGCAAAGAAAGAAUGGACAAGAAAAAAAAAAUAAAAAUAAAAGAUAAACUCGAGGACAUGCAGUUUAAGACAGGGGAAGUGAGAAAUUCAGUCUCCCCACGCCAACCACCACCAACCCUCAAAAAAAAGCAUGCGCUGCCCAUUUUUGUAUAUUAAAACCAUCAAGGACGGAUGGACAACUUCCUGAACUGUUGAUGGAUUUGAUCAGCAACCAAACAGGGUGAGAGUUUUCUCUUUCCCGUAAUUUUAUUUUAUUUUAUUUUCUCUCGUCUCUCUCCUCUUUCUUUUUCCCACCCCCCCAGCUGGGUCUUUUCCUGCCCUUGGGAACCAAAUAAAACCCAACAACCUCAACUGUCUUUUUCCUCUUGAUAGACGUGAGUUCUGUCUCAGCGCGGGGAAAUGACGCGAAAAACCUAACUCCGAUGGCUUUAAAAGAAAAUAAUUUAAAAUAAAAAAAAAAAAUGAGAGAGAGAGAAAGAACACUGAACAACUGACUGACUCUCGUCAAACACGCAGUUGCCGUCCCAGGUGCCGUGUGCUGACAAAAACCUUGCAAAAAAUGAAAAAAGAAAAAAAAUACACAAAAACCCUCUUUAGGAAUCCAAAGCUCUUAAAAAAAACUUCUAUACAAUAACCAAAAAAAAAAAAAAGA
Molecule: messenger RNA, 9823 nt
Organism: Pseudonaja textilis
Lineage: Eukaryota; Metazoa; Chordata; Lepidosauria; Squamata; Elapidae
Source: RefSeq, a predicted model, not a curated record